Molecule: messenger RNA, 1491 nt
Organism: Lycium barbarum (goji berry)
Lineage: Eukaryota; Viridiplantae; Streptophyta; Magnoliopsida; Solanales; Solanaceae
Product: fructose-1,6-bisphosphatase, cytosolic-like
Exons: 12
Coding region: 205-1083 (292 amino acids)
Biological process (GO): fructose 1,6-bisphosphate metabolic process; fructose metabolic process; sucrose biosynthetic process
Cellular component (GO): cytoplasm; cytosol
Molecular function (GO): fructose 1,6-bisphosphate 1-phosphatase activity
Source: RefSeq, a predicted model, not a curated record
UCUUCUGCUACCCGCUGGUACAAUCAUGACGAAAAGAAAAAAGAGAAAAAGGCACUGGUACUAUGGCUCCGGCUUUUUAUCUCCACGUGUCAUAGGAAACUUCCAUUGACAUCAGAUAUGCCCCUCCAAUCCAAUCCCCCUUCAUUUCUUUUUACAUCGAAUUGCGUGCCAACGUAGAUAGAGGAGAGUUGAGGGUAAGUAGUAAUGGAUCACGCAGCAGAUGCGCAUAGGACAGAUUUGAUGACAAUAACAAGGUUCGUGUUGAAUGAGCAGACUAAAUACCCUGAAUCUCGUGGCGACUUCACUAUCUUGCUCAGUCACAUCGUUCUUGGCUGUAAAUUCGUCUGUUCUGCCGUUAACAAGGCAGGCUUGGCCAAACUCCUUGGGCUUGCUGGUGAGACUAAUGUGCAGGGUGAAGACCAAAAGAAACUGGAUGUACUCUCAAAUGAAGUUUUCAUCAAGGCUUUAGUCAGCAGUGGACGAACAUGCGUUCUUGUGUCUGAAGAAGACGAGGAAGCUACUUUCGUAGAGCCAGCUAAGCGUGGAAAGUACUGUGUAGUUUUUGAUCCUCUGGAUGGAUCUUCCAACAUUGAUUGUGGUGUUUCAAUUGGAACAAUCUUUGGGAUUUACAUGAUGAAAGAUGUUCGUGAGCCAACACUAGAUGACGUCUUGCAACCCGGAAAGAAUAUGUUAGCUGCUGGAUACUGCAUGUAUGGAAGUUCUUGUACGCUUGUCUUGAGCACUGGAAAAGGUGUUAAUGGUUUUACACUUGACCCCUCUCUUGGCGAGUUCAUCUUAACUCAUCCAGAUAUCAAGAUUCCUAGGAAAGGGAAGAUUUAUUCAGUGAAUGAAGGAAAUGCCAAGAAUUGGGAUGGUCCUACAUCCAAAUAUGUGGAGAGCUGCAAGUUCCCCAAGGAUGGUUCUCCACCCAAAUCCUUAAGAUAUAUUGGAAGCAUGGUAGCUGAUGUUCAUCGUACAUUACUCUAUGGAGGUAUAUUUUUGUACCCAGCUGAUAAAAAAAGCCCCAACGGAAAGCUGCGGGUUCUCUAUGAAGUAUUUCCCAUGUCAUUUCUGAUGGAAUAAGCAGGAGGCCAAGCAUUUACUGGAAAGGAGCGGGCAUUGGACUUAGUUCCUGCGAAUAUACAUGAAAGGGCGCCAGUAUUCCUUGGUAGUUAUGAUGAUGUGGAGGAGAUCAAAAGGCUUUAUGCUACUGAAGAGCAAAACUAAUGGAUGCACAUUUACCUUCGCUCACUUUUACAAUUCUUGCUGAUGCUCAUUACUAAUUUCUUGAAGUAGAGCAAAUUGCUGGUUGUUACAAGUCACAAAAUCAUCAAUUAUGACUACAGAUGCAUGUUGCACAUUAGCUUGUUAGCUACUGUGAUAAUAAUACGUGCAUAUAAAUGAGCAAUCUGCAGAUAACUGUUUUCUGUUUGAAUGUAUUUAUUUAUUUCCAAAUGAAGAUUAAAGAAGAUACUGAAAUUUCCAAGAAAA